This is a messenger RNA of Morus notabilis, 369 nucleotides long. RefSeq names its product putative beta-glucosidase 17. Gene Ontology annotation, biological process: carbohydrate metabolic process. NCBI's taxonomy places the organism in Eukaryota, Viridiplantae, Streptophyta, Magnoliopsida, Rosales, Moraceae. The annotation marks the transcript as partial. The transcript has 2 exons. The record is from RefSeq and is a predicted model, not a curated record. Gene Ontology annotation, molecular function: beta-glucosidase activity.
GGAAGAAUUUGUAUAUUUUGCCACAAUAUGUUUUCAAGAAUUCGGAGAUAGAGUCAAGUAUUGGGUGACUGUAAACGAGCCAAACCAUUUUUCAGAUUUUGCUUACAUAAUUGGAGUAUACCCUCCAGCUCACUGCUCGUCGCCGUUCGGGAACUGCUCGGUCGGUGAUUCUGAUACCGAGCCUCUCAUCGUCAUGCACAACAUGUUAAUCUCACAUGCCAUGGCCGCGGACAUUUACGUCAAGCACUUUCAGCUCAAACAAGGCGGGUUUAUUGGAAUAGUUAUAAAUGCAUUUAUGUUUGAACCGCUUAGAGAUGAAGAAGUGGAUCGGCAAGCUGUCAAAAGGGCCUUGGCCUUCAAUUUAGCUUG